Molecule: messenger RNA, 1023 nt
Organism: Penaeus vannamei (Pacific white shrimp)
Lineage: Eukaryota; Metazoa; Arthropoda; Malacostraca; Decapoda; Penaeidae
Source: RefSeq, a predicted model, not a curated record
GUCUUUCUAGUAACUGUCACGGCGUCGUUGGCCGCCCCUCAGGGCUACCACUUGGGCAGGCCCUCAGGCCCUUCUUUCAACCUCGGAGGGUGUGGCCCUGGACAGGUUCACCAUGCUGACGGGCGAUGUGUUACUCCACGGGUGAACCGCCGCGUGUUCCUGUACAACGCCCCACCGGCCCCCGUGUCCUAUAGGCCCCCGCCGUACAUUCCUGAACCGACCGUCGAUUCUAACAUUCUCUUAAUCGAAACUCCCGAACAAGGACAGGGACCAGAUCCCAUUGUCGUUCCUCCGCCGGCACAAAGGCACGUGGUCUACGUCCUCAAUAGGCAGUCACAGCAGGAUCAGAGGGUGAUUGAAGUCCCAGCACCGCCAGCAAGCAACCCAGAAGUCUACUUCGUGAACUACGCUGACGGCGAGAACCCUGUUCUUCCCAGCGGCGUUGACCUUCAGACUGCCUUGAGUGCAGCUUCUCAAGGCGGCGGUCAAGUGAUUGGAGGAGGUUUUGGAGGAAGCGGCGGUUUUGGUGGAAGUGGCGGCUUUGGAGCAAGUGGAGGAAGUGGCGGUUUUGGUGGAAGUGGAGGAAGUGGCGGCUUUGGAGGCAGCGGAGGAUUCAGCGGUGGUUUUGGAAGUGGGGGAGGAAGUAGCGGCUUUGGAAGCGGCGGAGGUUUUGGAGGCAGCGGAGGAUUCAGCGGCGGUUUCGGAAGUGGGGGAGGAAGUAGCGGCUUUGGAAGCGGCGGAGGUUUUGGAGGCAGCGGAGGAUUCGGUAGUGUCUCUGGCGGCGGGUUCGGAGGCAGCGGAGGAAGCGUUAGUUUCGGGAGCGGCGGAAGUAUCAGCAGCAGCGGAAUUAGCGGAGGUUUUGGAGGUAGCGGAGGCAGCGGAGGCAGCGGACUUGUCAUUUCACGACCUUCGAGUGUGUACACUCUCCCUUGAAUGUUCUCAUAUUCAAAGAUCAGUGUUAACUGGCAUGAGUCCAAAUAUGUCACUACAGUCUUUUCUUAUGAAGAAUUAAAAAGGAAAAGA